AUCAACUUUCGAAGAAGCGUUCCAACCGCUGGCACGACUUUGUCAGCCUCCUCAUUGACACGUUUGGUGCGUACACUCGAUUGGACGCCUCAAGAAGCCGGCGGCACCCACCACGGCUAUCACCGACAGUGCGAUCAGCCGGUGGAACCAAAACCAAGAAGCGAUAGAACAAGCACGUUUUGUUAUGCGUACGCACAUCACACGCUACGCCGAGGUGUCCAAGCCGACGCAGGAUCUAUCAAGCCGCUGGUACCAACAAGCAGCUCGCACGCUUUCAGCUCGAUGAUUUCUUCGUCCAAAUUGACGCGUUCGCAGCCAUGAGCGCGGCGAUCGCCUCCGCCACGCAUCCCAACCCGGACCAAAUCAUUUGCGUUUUCGUGGAUGUGUCGCUCGACUUCAUCGGCGGCAUUAUCGCGCAGGUUUUGCACGACCUUCUCGAGCUCCCCGUCGACCAAGAAGAUCACACACCGCUUUUCUUCCACUCCAAGGCGCUUGUGCUUCACCUCACGCUACGCACGCCCGAGUUCUGCCUCUUGGUCGAUCACGCCAACUUUAUUUACCUCUUCGACCCCAAAAGCCAGGCUCUGUCUCUCCCGCGCCACACGUGCGACAAGGUCCUCCGCUGA
Molecule: messenger RNA, 626 nt
Organism: Saprolegnia diclina VS20
Lineage: Eukaryota; Oomycota; Saprolegniomycetes; Saprolegniales; Saprolegniaceae
Exons: 2
Coding region: 318-626 (102 amino acids)
Source: RefSeq, a predicted model, not a curated record